AUGCCGGAAACCCGUGCUAGACUACGGGCUAGAAGGUCUGAUAUUGGAGAAGAUACAAGCCUGGAGGAAAGAACUUACAGUCCGCUUACUAUUGAACGUGUGCGAGAACGCCCUUGUAAGGUCGAUACAGAGUGCACAACAAAACAGUGGAAGAGCAUAGACUUAACUAGAGAAAACCUGCAAAGGUUCAACAAAAUGGCAGGACAUGAAUCACCAUCGGCUUGCGAGACUAGGACAGCGAAGCGAGCAAAGACUACCUCAACGAGCGCCACAUUUGACCAGCAGUUGGCCGAAAAUGGAGUACUAUCUCCACGAUAUUCACAGACACCUUCUAACUAUAAAGCCCGAAAGAAACAGCUCCUGCAAAAGCGUCAAUCACCAGAACCAACUGAAGAAGAGUUCAAGCAUUACGAAACGCAGGUUGGAGGUGGGUCUAAUGAAGCCUCGACGAGCCAGCAUGCCGUCGCAAGGCUCUUGAACUGGAGGCAUCUGGAAGUAGGUUUCAAGUGGCAAUCUGACCGUCCAUUCUCAGAAUUACCACCUGAUCUGAAUUUCAAUAAAUCGCUUCCCAAACCUCAACCCGAUCUGGUGGAAGGAUUGGAAACACAAAAUUUCAAACCUUUCAGAGUAAGGAAGAAGUUUGGUGGUGAGGCGGUCUUCUUCUCAGACUCAAGCUCCAUUGCAUUGCCGCAUCUGGUGGGAGAGCUCAAAAGCGGCAAAGGUUCCGAGUACGAAGCUACGCGUCAGGCGGCUUAUGACGGAGCUGCACUUGUGAAUGGGUACGAGAAAGCACUCGAUCAUCUGGCUGCGUACGAAGGCAAGCGGCCGUGGAAGAAGACCCGAGCUGUAAUUACGUCUUUCUGCUUGUUGCCGACAUCUCUGUCCAUAUACAGCCAUCACUCGUCGAUAAAUGACGAAGGUGAAGAAGAGUACCAUCAAACACUACUUGCUGCCCAGAACAUGGCUACAUUCGAAGGCUGGAAGCAGGGUCGAAUGUUGCUCCGUAACGCGCAGCAAUAUUCCCAAGAGAGAACAUUGGAGCUUCGAGAUCGGCUGAGGGCAACAGUACCGAAAAAGUAA
Molecule: messenger RNA, 1080 nt
Organism: Truncatella angustata
Lineage: Eukaryota; Fungi; Ascomycota; Sordariomycetes; Amphisphaeriales; Sporocadaceae
Exons: 1
Coding region: 1-1080 (359 amino acids)
Source: RefSeq, a predicted model, not a curated record